This is a messenger RNA of Trichoplax adhaerens, 2682 nucleotides long. RefSeq lists its product as uncharacterized. Gene Ontology annotation, molecular function: metalloaminopeptidase activity; zinc ion binding; peptide binding. Bases 1 to 2682 code for a protein of 893 amino acids. The transcript is spliced from 19 exons. Gene Ontology annotation, cellular component: cytoplasm. Lineage: Eukaryota; Metazoa; Placozoa; Uniplacotomia; Trichoplacea; Trichoplacidae. Gene Ontology annotation, biological process: peptide catabolic process; proteolysis. The record is from RefSeq and is a predicted model, not a curated record.
AUGACUCAAAGUUCAGGUUCUACCACAACUCGAACUGUUGCUACAGUCAAACCUACCGCACCUAAACCGACAUCGAGAUAUCCGGCGGUCAAUAACAUUCGGCUUCCCAAAAAUAUUGUUCCAAUUCAGUACUGGUUUUCUUUGGAUGUAGAUAUGAUUGGCUUGCAGUUUACUGGCCAAAAUGAUAUCGAAAUCUCCGUUACUUCACAAACGAAUAUCAUUAUUGUUCAUAUGAAGCAAAUGACAUUAGUAGGUUCCCCAGUGGUUUCGUCUACACGUAAUUUUGGCAACCCGUUAACGAUAUCCGAACAUAAUGCUUUUGCGCUAAAUGAUUAUUACUACAUUGUGCUGGCUAGCCCGCUUAAUCCUGGAAUCUAUUACGUCCGAUUUAAUUUUAGGGCAGCAUUAUCUACUGCGUUGAACGGCUUGUAUAAAAGUACUUACACAAAAUUGGAUGGCCGUGUAAUAAAUAUCGCAGCUAGCCAAUGUCAACCAACUGACGCACGUAAGAUUAUACCUCUCUUUGAUGAGCCUGAAUUGAAGGCCAAUUUUACAGCAACAAUCAUUACUCAAUCAAAUUAUACGAGCGUUCUAUGGAAUAUGCCAAUUCAAAGAAAUGUUACAAUACCUAAUCGCCCUGGUUUUAGAAGAUAUGACUACAACACCAGUGUUAGGAUGAGUUCGUACUUACUUGCAUUUGUGUUAGCCGAUUUUACUUACAUCGAAAUGAUGACCAAAAACAGAGUACCGAUAAGGGUUUGGGCAACUACCGAUACUAUCAAUCAGGGCAAUUUCGCUUUAAUUGGUGGUGUUAAUAUAACUGAUUACUUCGAAGAUUUUUUCGGUAUUCCUUUCCCAUUGCCGAAACAAGACAUGGUAGCAGUUCCUGACUUUGCUGCUGGGGCCAUGGAAAAUUGGGGUUUAAUUCUCUAUCGCGAAACUGCUUUAUUAUAUGAUCCAAAUGUCUCUGCAGCUAACAAUCAGCAACGUGUUGCUUAUGUAGUGGCUCAUGAAUUGGCUCAUAUGUGGUUUGGUAAUUUAGUCACUAUGAAGUGGUGGGAUGAUCUUUGGCUUAACGAAGGCUUUGCUAGUUUCAUGGAAUAUCUCGGCACUGAUCAUUAUCAACCUACAUGGGAAAUGCUCGAUCAAUUUGUACCUAUCGACGUACAGCGCGCCUUCUCUUUGGAUGCAUUUGUAACUUCACAUCCUGUCCAAGUUACUGUUUAUCAUCCCGACGAAAUUAAUGAAGUUUUCGACACAAUUUCUUACGCGAAGGGUGCAUCGAUCAUUAGAAUGAUGAGAGAUAUGAUGGGUAAUUUGGAUUUCAAGAAUGGCAUUUCGAGAUACUUAAAAAAAUUCGAAUAUCGGAAUGCUGUAACUCGAGAUCUUUGGCAAACUUUAUCGGAGGCCAUUUCUUACAGGAUAAAUGUUACUGAUGUUAUGGAUACUUGGACACUGCAAAUGGGAUUUCCUGUCGUUACUAUCACGAAUACAGGUUCUCAAGCUCGACUCUCACAAAAACGUUUCUUGUUGGAUCCCAAUAAUAAAAAUCCCGAGGUUGAUCCAGCAACCUCAAAAUUCAGGUCACCCUAUGGAUACAAGUGGAAUAUCCCGCUUAAAUACAUUCUUGGAAAUUCGCCGAACACAAUUCGAAGUGCAAUGGUUAACAUGAGUUCCAGUAAGCUACCUUGGCCAGCUGGUACUUGGCUGAAGGCCAACAAAGAUGCUUAUGGCUAUUACCGAGUUAACUAUCCAGUAAGUAAUUGGAAUCUCCUCAUCCAGGAAAUGCAGAAAACACAACCGGCAUUAUCAAAAAGAGAUUUCUCCAAUCUACUUGAUGACGCUUUUAAUCUUGCAAGUCUCCAAGUACUCGACAUCGCAUUUGGCACAACAAAGUAUCUUACGAAAGAAAGAAGCUAUGUUCCUUGGAGGACUGCAAACUCUGUACUUGGCGCUAUUGGAUCCAUCAUAUCAUAUCGUUCAUCCUACGGUUACUUUUCGGUUAGUGUAAAUGACAGAUAUCCAUCAAAUUUAAUCAGAUUAUUGCGUAUGUCGGCCUUAACUAUUGGUUGUGGAUUUGGAUACAAGCCAUGUUUAGAUAAUGCAACUUUGCUUUUCCGUCGCUUUAUGGCGGACCCCACAAAUAAUGCCGUAAAACCGAACUUGAAGGCGGUUGUAUACCGUUUUGGUAUAGCUAAUGGAGGUAUCGCAGAGUGGGAUUUCCUGUAUAAUUACUUCUAUAAAACGAAUGUCGCUUCCGAAAAACGAACUAUAUUAGAUGCUUUGUCAUAUUCAAAGGAACCGUGGAUUCUGAAUAGGUACUUAAGGUGGUCCAUUGAUCCUGCUAAAGUUCGUUCCCAAGAUUCUACUGUUGUUAUUGGUUACAUUGCCAAUAACUUGGUUGGCAGGCCUCUCGCAUGGGACUUCGUUCGUGCUAAUUGGGCAUAUAUUAGGAAAACGUAUGGCGGCAGUUUCUUUUCCUUUGGUAGCUUAAUCAGAAAUACUGCUGGACGGUUUGCAUCACAAUUUAGAUUGAAGCAGGCAAAUUUCUUCAGACAGAAUCCUGAUGUAGGCACAGGUGCUAACGCUGUUAAGCAGUCUGUUGAAAGUAUUAAGAACAGAAUUUCGUGGAUCAAUAGUUAUGAAAGAGUUGCAGAAGACUGGCUAAAAAGGAAUGUUUAA